Lutra lutra (Eurasian river otter) is the source of this 798-nucleotide messenger RNA. RefSeq names its product dehydrogenase/reductase SDR family member 2, mitochondrial-like. Lineage: Eukaryota; Metazoa; Chordata; Mammalia; Carnivora; Mustelidae. Gene Ontology annotation, molecular function: carbonyl reductase (NADPH) activity. The record is from RefSeq and is a predicted model, not a curated record.
AUGCUCAGAGCUGUGUCAGGGGCCUUUAGGGGUCUUCGUAACUCCUCCAUGCCUCUGUCAGCAAGAAUGAGCAGCAAUAGUGCAGACAGGAGCUGCGCCCUGGCUGAGAAAGUGGCUGUGAUCACUGGGUCCACAAAGGGGAUCGGCUUCGCCAUCGCGUGGCGCCUGGCCCAGGACGGGGCCCAUGUGGUCAUCAGCAGCCGGAAGCAGCAGAACGUGGACCGGGCAGUAGCCACGCUACAGGGGGAGGGGCUGAGCGUGACGGGCACUGUGUGCCACGUUGGGAAGGCUGAGGACCAGGAGCGGCUGGUGGCCACUGCCCUGGAGCAUUGUGGGGGCGUCGACUUCCUGGUAUGAGUGGCAGGGUUCAACCCUUUGGUGGGGAGCACUCUGGGGGCCAGUGAACAGGUGUGGGACAAGAUCCUGGACAUGAAUGUGAAGUCCCCGGCCCUGCUGCUGAGCCAGCUGCUGCCCCACAUGAAGAACAGGGGGUGCUCUGUGGUUCUGGUCUCAUCUAUGGUGGCCUAUAUGCCAAUACCAAAGCUGGGAGUCUACAACACCAGCAAAACAGCACUGUUGGGUCUCUGUAAGUCUCUAGUAGAGCUGGCUCCAAAAGGCAUCCGAGUGAACUGCUUGGUGCCAGGAAUAAUCAAGACUGAAUUUGUCCAAGUGGUGAGGAUCACAGUGUUUGGGGAACCCGAAGAGUGUGCAGGGAUUGUGGCCUUCCUGUGCUCACCAGAUGCCAGCUACAUCACCGGCGAGAACAUCAUAGUAGCUGGCUACUCUCCUAAGCUGUGA